GUGGAAUUUUCCCUCUCCCCUUCUCCCCCUACCCUCCCCCGCUCCAGUGGCUCGGCCUCUGCCCUUCCUCUCACCUGGGCCCAUGCGCGCGAGCGCAGGGCGUGUCUCCCUGCGGGCUCUUCUUUGGAAACUCUCCUGCCCCAGUCAGUCGCGGGGUGGCAGGCGGAGCAGGCGGCGCGCUGCAGGGACAGCGGGCGGGCAAAGCGCUUCAGCCGCCGCCGGGACUUGGGCGAGGUCUCUUCCCCUGCAGCACCAUGGACAGCAGCCCCCUGGAGCAGCUGGACGCCGCCGGCUUCCUGCACAUCUGGCAGCGCUUCGACGCCGACGACAAUGGUUACAUAGAGGGAAAGGAGCUUGAUAAUUUUUUUCAUCAUCUACUGAAGAAACUGGGCACAUCUGAUGCUAUAACAGAGGAAAAGCUUCAGAGGGUGAAAGAGCAAUUCAUGUCUGCCUACGAUGUCACUGCAGAUGGACGUUUACAAAUACACGAGCUUGCAUAUAUGAUCUUGCCAGAGGAUGAGAACUUUCUGCUGCUUUUCCGUCGGGAAACACCCUUGGACAACAGUGUGGAGUUUAUGCGGAUUUGGCGCAAAUAUGAUGCUGAUAGCAGUGGAUUUAUUUCAGCUGGCGAGCUCAAAGACUUCCUGAGAGAUCUCUUUUUGCAGCACAGAAAGAUGAUUCCUGAGGCAAAACUGGAAGAAUACACUGAUACAAUGAUGAAGGUCUUUGACAAAAAUAAAGAUGGACGAUUGGAUCUGAAUGACCUGGCAAGGAUUUUGGCACUCCAGGAAAAUUUCCUCCUCUUCAAUUAAGAAUGGAUGCUUGUAUCAGAGAAAGGAAAGAAUGAUUUUGAGAAAAUCUUUGCACAUCUCGAUGUUAGUAAAGCAGAGAGAACGGAAGGUCCAGAAGUCGAUGGAUUUUUCUCUCCCAACAAUGAUUCUUUCUUUUGUCUCCAGCCCAGCAUUACUGGUGUGGACCUGGAUAAGUUCCGUCAGAUUCUGCUCCAUCAUUGUGAUGUGAACAAGGAUGGAAAAAUUCAAAAAUCUGAAUUAGCCUUGUGUCUUGGGCUUAAAAUGAACCCAUAGAUUUGAAUGCGCUUCACCUAUUGUUUGCAAUGUUUUCUUUGUAAGAACUUGCUGCUGCCGGUAGAACUCUUUCAGUGCUGUGUUAAUAAUCUGUGUGAUAGUGCUGAACGUGGAAGAUAUAGGCACCUCACUGCUGUAAUAAAAGUUCAUUUGCACCAGGAUGCCACAGAGUGGAGAAUGCAUGAAGGGCCUUUCAAUUCAAUAACUAGAUUCACAUUGUUCAGUAGAAGAAAUUACGUGUGGGGCCUCUGUAUUUUUUAUAAAUAAUGUCCACAUCCACAGACAUACCAGUUUAUCAAAAAUGGGGGAUGUCGUUCCAUUACUUCCUUCAUAAAAUACUGCCACAAUCAAUUUUUUGGAGUAGGAUGAGUUUUUCCUUAAAAUGUAAGAUUAGUGCUCUCAUACUGCAGCUGCUUUCAUUGCCUGAUUUUUAUGAUGACUGCCUUCUAUGUGAAGUCACUAUAUUUCUAAACGUGAUCAUUGUGCUUGUGCGUACAGCAUUAUAAUAGUGGAUGGUUUGCAGUUUAUUUGUGCAAGAAUAAAAACAGCAAUUA
Messenger RNA from Chelonoidis abingdonii (Abingdon island giant tortoise), 1639 nucleotides. RefSeq names its product secretagogin, EF-hand calcium binding protein (gene SCGN). NCBI's taxonomy places the organism in Eukaryota, Metazoa, Chordata, Testudines, Testudinidae. Gene Ontology annotation, cellular component: terminal bouton; dendrite; cytosol. The record is from RefSeq and is a predicted model, not a curated record. Gene Ontology annotation, molecular function: calcium ion binding. Gene Ontology annotation, biological process: regulation of presynaptic cytosolic calcium ion concentration; regulation of long-term synaptic potentiation.